AUGUAUCAUUAUUCCACUCCACCUCCUCCCGGGUGGUCAUCCCAUUAUAUGACUUCGCCUCCUACAUCUCCUCAUUACGCCUACUACGCUACUCAGGUCGCCAAUCCCUACGGCUCCCCUCGACCAUCAUCGAAGCGCCAUAGUCGCAAAGCCAGUUAUGCCGGCACCAAGGAAGCACCAGGAUGGCAAUAUGCCGGGUAUGGUACGCCUUUCUACGACGCGAUGCCUGAAUAUAGCACGCCACCGCGCAAGCACGAUAAUGUAAGUGCUUUUUUUGGUGGCUCUCCGUCCUACCAUCGUCGCCGUAGCACCAUGGGCAAUGCCCCGGCGGACCCUUGGGAUAACGCUAGUCCGCGCCCGUCGCACUCGACCCGGAAACGACCCAUCUUUGUAGAUGUGGUCGACGAUGGAUUCGAUGACGCGCCACGAUUCGCCUUCCGCGAGGAAGCUAGCCAACCCCGUCGAUUCUCGUCUGCAACUCCACGCAAGCCAAAGCCACCCACUGAUCAAUAUUGUUAUUCUAAUCAGGUUCCUGCGCAUGAUGACGACUCACCGAAGCGGUCCCGCGCGCGUCGCCAGUCCACCUCCACCAGGACCCCGUCCAAGCCCAAGCCCACGACAUCAUCUAAGCCGCCUCCGAAGGCUACGGAAGAGGAUGCGGCCAAAGCUGGCAUCCCCGCGGGCUAUUCGAUCAAGAACUGGGAUCCCACCGAAACCCCUAUCAUUCUCCUGGGCAGUGUCUUCGAUGCGAACUCCCUCGGCAAGUGGAUCUACGACUGGACGGUCUUCCACCACGGUGCUUCGACUCCAAUGGCCGACGUUGCGGGCGAGCUGUGGUUGUUGUUGAUUAAGCUGGCGGGUAAGAUCAGGAGGGCCGAUGAGUGUGUGGAUCGGAUCAAGGAGCCUGAGCACCAAGAAGUGGUGGAGGACUUUCUGGAAAGCGGUGAGCGCCUGUGGGCGCGGUUUAAGAAAUUGCUGAAAACCUGCGAACAGUUCAUGUGGAAAGCGGCCAAGCGAGAAGGUGGUAAGAGUGUGUCUAUGGGCCGCAAUGCAGGCUGCGAAUUUGUGGAGACGAUAUUUGGUCGCGACCGCGAACUGGAGAGCACGGAGAAGUUGAUGAACAGCGUUCGUUUAUGGAACAUGCGGUUCGAUGCCAACUGCGAGGAGAUUCUUCGACGACCGGCCGCAUAG
Molecule: messenger RNA, 1191 nt
Organism: Aspergillus bombycis
Lineage: Eukaryota; Fungi; Ascomycota; Eurotiomycetes; Eurotiales; Aspergillaceae
Exons: 1
Coding region: 1-1191 (396 amino acids)
Source: RefSeq, a predicted model, not a curated record